CGAUAUGGUCAUUUUACGCUAUAGUAAAGUUUUCAUCCGACAUAUACUUUUCCAGACUGGAAAUAUUAGAUUACUUGCUGUCCAGGGAAGGCAUAGAAGUGGAUGCCAGGUGUUCUGAAGGCAAAACGCCUCUUUUCCUAGCAACCUCGUUGGGUCAUAUGGAAUCAGUAGAGAAAUUGAUCCGAGCUGGUGCCGACGUAAACAUCUGCGACAGUAACUACUUUCCUUUGCACAUGUCGAUGCGGCGUCCGGACAUCUGCCAUCUCCUUAUACGACACGGUGCUCGAAUCGAUGCUAUUAACAGAAACGGUGGCACGUUACUACAUCAAGUGGUAGACCCCGUGUCUCUGGAAAUAGUGCACAUGCUGCUAUAUUACAACGCUGACGCCAACGUUCCCGACAAUUGCCGCUUUACUCCCUUCAUGGUAGCCCUGUUCUAUGGCAAUGUUGCUGCCCAAGAGGCUCUGUUGGAGUACGUAGACGACUUCAACAGGAUUGGCAUCUAUCCCUAUACGUACACACCCACUAUGACUCUUGCAUUGGAAUCUAAGUCACCGUUUAUAAAAGAUAUGAUACAACGAGGCACUGAUGUGAAUUAUGGGGAUUAUGACGUAGAUGGAAAGAAGAUCUGCGCGUUUUUGGACUGUUUGCAGAACCAUGUAGACCCUUCGACGUUUAAAAUGGUAUGGGAGGGACUACGUUUCGAUGCUGACAAUAUGACCGAUCUGCUUGAUUUUUUCGAUUAUAUUGAUUCAGUGCCGUCGUUUCUCGAAGUUAUAAUCGAAAGUGAUAAUUUCGAAUAUGCCGUAGAGUUUUUCUGCAACGACACAUGUUAUGCGUCGUUUGUCAAUAGUUUUGCUGCGUACCGAUUAGAUCUUGAACAACUGACAGCUCUUACGUGUCGCUUGCUACAGUAUGGAUUUCGUGCCACUAGUCGCGAAAUUCACAUGAUCUUCUCUCAUUACGGAUAUUGUGAAUUGUUCAGAAUACUGUUGUAUAUGGACAACGACUUUACGUGUCAUUGGCACCAUGGGAUGGUCGUCUCUAGAUUAAUAUUUGAUGUAGACUAUAAUUUAGAGAGUGAUGCCUGUGAAAUAAGUUAUAUUCCUAAGAAAAAUGUGAUGCGGUUGUUAGAGUAUUCUAUUUGUCCUCGGUUAAUCGACGCUCUAACAGUCGAAUAUAGCGAUGACGAGCAAAUGAGCACGAUUUUGAGUAAAUUGCAGAGAGUGCCUUCGUUGAUCGAAUUGACUCGAAACGCGGCCAGAAAACAGAUCUGGCACAAGCUUAAAUUCACCAACGCUUGUCAGUUGUACACCACAAUCGACCACUUGGACAUGCCAACUGUGUACAAGAACAUUUUAACGUUUAGAAAGAAGAUAUACGAGGUCGAACAGUGAAGUGCACUUCCAACCAAAAAUUUUUAUAUUGUAAAAUGUUAUUCAUAUCUUAUUUAUUGAAAUAUUAUUAUACCGAAUUGUUUA
Molecule: messenger RNA, 1481 nt
Organism: Anoplophora glabripennis (Asian longhorned beetle)
Lineage: Eukaryota; Metazoa; Arthropoda; Insecta; Coleoptera; Cerambycidae
Exons: 1
Coding region: 159-1397 (412 amino acids)
Molecular function (GO): protein binding
Source: RefSeq, a predicted model, not a curated record